AUGAAAAGUCUGAGCCAACUCUGUGAAGUUAGUUUGAUGAGAAACUACCAACAGUUACAGGAUGUCACUAAUGUGCCAUAUCGGCUCAUCAAAAACAUCCUACUAAAGGUGAAGUUUGACCAGCUCUGCAAACUUGAGAAGAGUAAUGUACUACUUGUAUUCGAAGAUGAUGAACUAUGGUUAAACCUAUUGAAACAGGACUUCCCAACUAGUACUCAUGAGUCGUAUGUGUCAAAGAAGAAUGGGAUAAAGCAAUAUUAUAAGGACUUUGUCUCAGAGAAUGAUAAUAUAGCUACUGAAGAGUAUCAAAAACUGUUUGAUAUACGUAUGCAAUCGAUGCUGAAAAAGGAUCCAGGAAAUGGCCAGUUCAAAGUACCUUACCGCAUGUUAUACUUCAAAUAUCAGGAAGAUGUGCUUCGAAAGCAGGAGAAAAGUGCAGAAAGACUGCGACUACAGAUGAAACAGCUGCAGCAGGAAAGACAAAAAAACCAGAUUGUGGUGGUGGAUCCUUCGUUUUAUGCGAAGAACCAACCGCGGCGAAACAUAAAAGAACAGCAUUCGGAGCUCUUUCGUAAGACCGUCAAGGAACAUGGAUCCAGGCUACAACAUUUCAAGAAUGGAGGUUUUGAUAUAGCAAAGAGACACAACACUCGAGUAGCAUUUGGCGGAUCUGCGGGCGGUGCAACGGUGCCGACCAACGUACCGACAAGUCCACGCUCAGAUGAGCCCAGCAUGACAUCCACAACAGACCCGGUACGAGAACCUGAAAUGAAUCCCAACAUACCGUCUCAAUUGUCUGCCCCUAAAAAGAGAAGAGCAGAGCCGCCUAGCAUUUUCCUGAACAGAAAGAAACCUAAUGUAACUCGCAGGGAAUUCUCACCUACGCCAAAACAGGCGCCAAUCCCUACCAAUACGAGCCCCAGAAGGACUCUACCGGGUCAUAAGAAAAGAUCUGCAAUUUUUGACACAUCCACACAGCACAUGCCCACAAUUGAGACUAAUAAUAUUAGUACUAAUACUACACAGGAAUCAAGAGAAGCCCGCCAUCCGGUCUACAUCUUUGACAAGAGAGAUCGUUCCAACAGGGACAAGACCUCGAAUAAAUAA
Molecule: messenger RNA, 1107 nt
Organism: Torulaspora delbrueckii
Lineage: Eukaryota; Fungi; Ascomycota; Saccharomycetes; Saccharomycetales; Saccharomycetaceae
Gene: ELA1
Product: elongin A
Exons: 1
Coding region: 1-1107 (368 amino acids)
Biological process (GO): transcription elongation by RNA polymerase II
Cellular component (GO): elongin complex; nucleus
Source: RefSeq, a predicted model, not a curated record